UUCUAAAAAUACGGAGGGAAAUGAAACCGAAACAUUAAACAACUGGCUUGGAGGAGCAUAAUGAUCCACUGAAAAGGAGUGGGAAGAGGCAAAGGCUGGGAAGUGUGGGUGGUGCAGCUGUGCAUGGCCACCAAGGGCACAGUCAAACCAGAAGCUACACAUGGACCAAUUACGAGUAGCUCUGCUUCUGAGUAGAGCAUGCAGUGUUGUGCUAACGGGAGGAAGUGUUGUCAUAAGUUCAUGUUUAAGUGCCUACAAUACAUAUAAUAAAAAACAAGUCAACACCCUAAGCAAACAACUUAUCUCUUCUUUCCCUUUUUACAUUUUAGGGGAUGUAUCUCCAGUUCACAUGAAUCCCAUUUCCCAAUCUCUGUUUGUUCCUUUGGCAGAAAUUCUUUGUGCCAUAUCUGAUGUGAAUGAAGCUCAUAUUACUGUUACACAGGAAACCUUAAUGGAUCAACUGGUAAAAAGUUAUCCAGGCAUAGCCAUUCCCUCACAAGAAAUUCUAUAUAAUACUCUUGGAAUGUUAAUUAAGGAAAGGAAGAUCUAUCACACUGGAGAGGGAUACUUCAUAGUGACACCCCACACUCACUUUGUCACUGAUAAUGCCAUAAGGCAUGAGAAAAAGGUCCUGUCAGAGGAUAACUGCUCUUCUCUGCCACCUGUCACAUACCUUGUAAGCAUAGACAGCUGUGCUGACCUAACAAAAGAAAAUGUUCCUACCAUGACCCACUGUAGAUCCUGUCAUUGUUUCCCUGAUCAGACUACAUUCAGUGAACAAAGAGAUCAGCAACUAAUGAACCAUGAACCUAAGGGAAGAGGUCAAAAAGGCUCUGAAAUUAAACUUCCACUUUGGAGUCAAUCUGUCUCUACAUCAGCUGAUAUUCAUUCCUGUGACACAAUCAAGUCCUUAACUUCAGUGAAAGAAAAAGUGAAAUGUAAAAAGUUUGGCCUUGGUCUUUUUAGGCGUAGCACUUCUUAAAAAGAGAAACCUAAAAAGGAGUACUCUACUUUUUCAGCCCAGUUUCCACCUAAAGAAUGGCCAGUUAGGGAUGAAGAUAGUUUAGACAAUAUUUCACGUGAUAUUGAACAUGAAAUCAUCAAGCAUGUUAAUCCUCUUCUGACGGUUGAUAAUUUAAUUAAACACACCGUAUUAAUGCAAAAAUUUGAGGAACCGGAAAAAAAAUACAUUAGUAAACAUACCUCAACUGAAAAGUUGCCAGUCAGACAAAAGCACAUUUCAAAAGUAUGUGCUCACAUGAAGCAAAAUAAAACAGCAAAGCAUCACAGUAGAAUUAACUCGAGCAAAGGAAAUUAAAGUAGCAAAACCCGGAGAGUCUCUCAAAUCAGUGAGCUUGCAUCAGAAAAUGAGAAGGUGGAAAAAUGUGUGGAACAUCUGUCAUCCUAUGUUGCAAAUGAGAAGGCACCAAACAAAUCCUGUUUUAUAUAUAAAAAAAAAAAAAUUCUAAUCCUUUUCCAGGUCUGGCAUGUAGAGAGAACCUUUAUACGAAGUGGCAUAAAAGUCAGAAAAACAGUCAGUUAAAGUCCCGGACUCGAAAGCAAGAACAGAAUUUUCAAAUGCCGAGGCCUCAGGAUCCCCCAAGAAGUUCUGACCAUGAAGCCAAACAACCAGUAGCUGAAAAGCACGAUAACCAAGCCAAGCAAAACAAAUUAUUCCACAUUAACAAUACUUCUCUCUAUCUGAACGAAAAUCAUUUAAAUGAAUACCCAAGCUAUCCACAAUGCAGUACAUUACAAAUAGACGAUGAAUGUCAGGGCUGUAGAGAAAAUAUUUUUCCCUCAAUUUCCCAAUAUAAUGUCUAUACAGAGGCAAACAGAAAUAGUAAUGUUCAAAAAUCCCUUCCUUUUUACACUGAAGAUAUGGUUGUGUUU
This is a messenger RNA of Alligator sinensis (Chinese alligator), 1893 nucleotides long. It is a transcript of the gene STOX1, whose product is annotated as storkhead box 1. Gene Ontology annotation, biological process: positive regulation of transcription by RNA polymerase II. Gene Ontology annotation, cellular component: nucleus; cytoplasm. Gene Ontology annotation, molecular function: RNA polymerase II transcription regulatory region sequence-specific DNA binding; DNA-binding transcription activator activity, RNA polymerase II-specific. The record is from RefSeq and is a predicted model, not a curated record. Lineage: Eukaryota; Metazoa; Chordata; Crocodylia; Alligatoridae.